This is a messenger RNA of Henningerozyma blattae CBS 6284, 759 nucleotides long. RefSeq lists its product as uncharacterized. The transcript has a single exon. Bases 1 to 759 code for a protein of 252 amino acids. NCBI's taxonomy places the organism in Eukaryota, Fungi, Ascomycota, Saccharomycetes, Saccharomycetales, Saccharomycetaceae. The record is from RefSeq and is a predicted model, not a curated record.
AUGAAGUUCGUCAAGCACGUCUGCAAAGGAAAACAAACCCGUUUAGCAGCAUACCAAGAAAAGAAGAGAUUGGAACAGGAAAGAUUAGCUGCUAUUGAAGAAGCAAAAAGAUUAGCUGCUAUUGAAGAAGAAAAACAAGCACUUGAACAAGCAAGAUUAGAUCUUCUUGAAAAAGAACUUAAGGAAAGGAUUGAACAAAAAAGAGUUGAACAAGAACGUUAUAAAGCACAACAAUUGAUAAAACAGUAUGAAGAAGAACAAGCUGCUAUUCAAAAACUCAAAGAAGAAGAGGAGAGAAAAAUACUUUUACAAUUGGAAAAGGAAGCCCAAUUAAAGCAACAAAGGUUAAGACAGCAACGUCAAGAACAAGAACAAGAGCAAUACCGUAUUCAACAAAAAGCUCAAAAGAAAAUAAAAAAGACUUAUAAUGAUAUGAUCGAUCGUCAAACUCAACAACAUAUUGCAACUUUAAAUGCAAUGAAAGAAGCACAAAGAUUGGAACAAGAAAGAGUCCAAGCUCAAAGACUACAAGAAAAAGAAGAUGAAGAAAGGAAAAGAUUAAGAGAAUAUGUUUUACAAAAAAGAAGAGAAUUCAAAGAAGAACAAGAAAAAUAUCAAGCAAACUCUCCAAAGUCCCCCAAGUAUGAAAAUAGAUUCCAAUCUCCUGUACUAGAAGAUGUAGAUGAUGAAGAGGUAGAUCGUUAUAGAAAAUCCUUGGAUAGAUCUCCAAGGGGCAGUUCUAUCAUUGAAGACUUAUAA